Molecule: messenger RNA, 762 nt
Organism: Spinacia oleracea (spinach)
Lineage: Eukaryota; Viridiplantae; Streptophyta; Magnoliopsida; Caryophyllales; Amaranthaceae
Exons: 1
Coding region: 1-762 (253 amino acids)
Molecular function (GO): RNA-DNA hybrid ribonuclease activity; nucleic acid binding
Source: RefSeq, a predicted model, not a curated record
AUGGAGCUCCUAAGCUUUCUGCGGAAAUUUCCGGAAACCCAGAUUAAGUUUGUUUUUGUGAUUUGGGAAAUCUGGAAAGAAAGAAAUAACUGCGUUUUCAAGAAUAGACCUUUUAACCCAAUCAAAAUUUACUUUGCAGCCAUUUCAUCUCACACGGAAUGGAGUGCCAGAAACAAACUGGACUCUGCCUUUGAAACAGGCCUCCUUCAAGGUUCCCCACCUUCUACCUCAGCCACCCCCACCAACAUUCCUGUCCGCUGGUAUCCACCACCUCAAAACCAUUUCAAACUCAACUUUGACGGAUCACGUAAAAACUCCUCUGCUGCAGUAGGCUUCAUCAUCAGAGACCAUAUGGGCCAACACUUAAGUGCAGCAACUUCCAAUAUCGGCAACUCUCAAGUGUACAUGGCUGAAGCGCUCGCACUCCAUAAAGGCAUUAAAGAAGCUAUUUUUCUACAAAUUAAGAAUUUACGCAUAGAGGGAGACAAUCUAUUAGUCAUAAACACGGUUAAGGGAAUAUGGGCUACACCAUGGAAACUUGACACCGUCAUCAAGGACAUCAAAAAGCUUCUUUCUCAACACUUUGACUCCUGGGAGAUCUCACACAUCUACAGGGAAGCUAAUCAGGCGGCAGAUUGGAUUGCAAACGUUGGUCAUCUGAUUCCAAAUACUAUGUAUGUUGAGCCGGGGAUUAACCCUAUGUUAUCUUCUAUUAUCUCAAACGAUUACUUAGGAGUUACCCACGUGCGGAGGGCCUCCUAA